Molecule: messenger RNA, 963 nt
Organism: Maudiozyma saulgeensis
Lineage: Eukaryota; Fungi; Ascomycota; Saccharomycetes; Saccharomycetales; Saccharomycetaceae
Source: the annotation of a GenBank genome assembly
AUGAAUUUACUAGACUGUUUGAUUGAAGGAUUGCUUGCGAUUCCUGCACCUGGAAUUUGGACUACGAAAAUCAUUCCAGGAUUACGUUCCUUUGGAGUGAUUGAAUCGGAUGCACUUCUAAACAACUUACACUCCAUUUUGUAUAUUACAGCAUUUUAUCAUUUGGUUUUCCUAUUAAGUGCAUGGUUUUUAUUUCCUGGUAUCUCUCAAAGGAAAAUAGAUUGCCUAUUAGCUGAAGAGAAAGAAAAAGAAAUUAAAGUAGAGCACAAGUAUUCUCGUACUCAACGUGCUAAAUCACUAAGUAAUCAAGCGGCUCUUCAUUUAGUGUCUUUUUUACAAACAAUAAUUGUAUUAUAUUUAUCAAUUUCAUUCCUUAUUUCACACGAAAGAUCAGUGAUACCAUAUCCAGAUCCAGAAUCCCGUAUCUUUGGUGAAACACGUGAGACUAGAGUCAUCUGUAUCUUUGCCAUAGGUUAUUUCAUCUGGGAUGCAUUGAUUUCUUCUGUCUACUCUACUUUACCAUUCGUUAUGCAUGGUGUAGUCUCAACAGCCAUGUAUGCUAUUGGUAUUAAACCAUAUUUACAAUAUUAUGCACCUGUUUUCUUAAUUUUUGAAUUAUCAAACCCUUUCCUAAAUAUUCGUUGGUUUGCAUUAAAAUAUUUACCAAGUGAGAACCACCUCUGUAGUCGUUUCCAACUAUUUAACAAUUUAAUCUUUCUAGUGACUUUCUUCUUAGGAAGAAUCGCAUGGGGUUGGUAUCAAAUUGGCUGCUUAUGUUACGAUUUCUACAUGGUAAGCGCAGAUCCAAGAUAUUUAUACUGGGACUCUUUAAUAAUCGUUGCUGGUAAUUUAGUACUAGAUGUAUUGAACGCAUACUGGUUUAAGACCAUGGUAUGUGUUGCCAUCAAAGCCAUUAAGGGUGGUGCCCAAAAGAAACAUGAUGACGUUAAAAAGGCAUGCUAG